GCAGGGCCAACUACAACACAAGAAGCCAUGUGGACACCUCCUCGUCCAGUGACGGUGGCCGACGUUCCGACCCAGGCCGACCUCUCCCCGGGUGGAAGGGGAGCGGGGGGAAGAGUGCCUGUCAGGGUGGAAUUUUCGGAAUGCGGGCUUACCCUUUUGGACAGAUUGCUGCUGAAGAAACAUCGCAGAAAUCCAAUUGAACUUCCUUCUCUGAUGGACCCGCAUAUAAAAUCGCUCCCACAAAGCCCAGAGAAAGAUCCCGAGGCCAAUCUGACAGCUGAAGACAAGGAAGUUCACACCUACCUCACUUCACUGUUUGCUGUCCCCACCACCGCUGAAAGAUCUGGGCUUGACAAUUCCACACCGGGAGCCAGCCUCACUAUAGAAGUCCUGGAUGAGGAAGACAGGGCUGUGGAUGUAGAGGCCAAAAGAAUGGUGAACAGAGUGUAA
This is a messenger RNA of Periophthalmus magnuspinnatus, 450 nucleotides long. It is a transcript of the gene zbbx, whose product is annotated as zinc finger, B-box domain containing. The transcript has 5 exons. The record is from RefSeq and is a predicted model, not a curated record. The coding region runs from base 28 to 450 and encodes 140 amino acids. Lineage: Eukaryota; Metazoa; Chordata; Actinopteri; Gobiiformes; Gobiidae.